GGGGCCGGAGCUGGCGGCGCGAUGGCAGCAGCCAGGAGACAAUAGGCACUGCGGGAGAGCCGAGCGUGAGUUACCCCGGGGCGCACCCACCCCCCACGCAGUUCUCCCACCUCUCGCAGCCAUGGACGGGACGUGCCUGGGAAGAGCCGCCGUGAACAACUGCACCAACCAGCAGUACUGGGACAGCCUCCUCUGCCAGUGCAUCCCCUGCAGCCUCAUGUGCGGGCACUCGGCUGUGCGGAGGUGCACGGCGCUGUGCGAGUCUGCAGUCUGUAACAGGAGAGCUGGCUUCUACUAUGACGAGCUGGUGAAAAAAUGCAUCAGCUGCAGCACAGUGUGUGGGCAGCACCCCAAGCAAUGCGAUGCAGCAUGUGGAGGAUCUCUGCUCGCCAGCCGCCCCCCGCCAGCCGCCCUGGUCUCAGCAUCACCUCCUGCAGCUGCACUGGAGCAGAAGGUGUGCGUGGAGCAGGAGCCGUGGCUGGUGGUGUACCUACUGCUGGGGCUCUGCCUCUGUGCCCUCGUCUGCUCCCUGGUGCUGGGCUGGACACACUUGCGGAAGAAGGGGGAGGUGGGCUCCUGCCAGGCCAGCACCGGGACCUGCCACUGCCGGGAGGACCCCGCCAAGGAUCACCUGGUGGAAGCGGGCAGCGUCGGUGAGGGAUCCACUGGCAGCAAAGCCUCGGAGCCGGUGGAAACCUGCGGCUUCUGCUUCCCCGGCCACGGCUCCGCUGUGCAGGAGACCAAAGCGUGCCACAGCCCCUCCUGCCACGCAGGGGAACGAGCUGCUGCCUCUCACACCGGGAUAUGCAGCAUGGGCAGCGCGGGGGCGAUCCCCAGCCCCAACGAUGGCCGCUUCAAAAUCAUUUGUUCCCCUUCGCAAGAGAAGACGCCCAUGGUGUGAGCACGGGGAGCGCUCCUGCACGGGGCCGGAAAGGAGGGUUGCUCCCCGUGCUGCUGGACCACAGCUGCUUCACCCUCUGUCUCCAGCACCCACUUCCACCAGGACAGGCAGACAAAGCACAGCCUCUGCACGAGGGCCGUAGGCCACGGACUGUUCUCUUCCACUCACCCGAAUUCCCGGCUAGCAGCGACUCCAUCCUCCUGCCCGACCUCUGCAGGCACCUCCGUGCGUCCCGCUGGUUGGGCUGACAUCCCGCAGGGGCUCCUCAUCCCAGUUCCUCCAUCGGCACCGCUUUGCCUCCGCCGAGGGAAGCGAUGCGCAGCCGUUGCCACCGCCAUGCUCUCAGGAGCACCUUUAACAGAGCUUUCUUCACGCACAAGAACAGAGGAGCUGUGCUGGGCACCGGCAUCGCUGCCAGAAUGGGGCUCUGAUGUGAAAAACCAUCCUGGGCUGAGAAGUUCCUGAAGAUCUCCGAGUUUUGGUGUGCUGCUGGAGGGGCUGCCUGACAGAGCCGGGAGUGGUGAUGCUUGAAAGCUGCUAUGGAAAACUGUGGGUUCAGUGCGUGUAACUUUAAGUUCUCACUAAAGGAGAGUGCAGGGCUUUUGCUUGGUGAGAAAUCACUCCCGAGAGGAGAUUCAAAGCCUUGAGUUUCUCAGACCAGAGCUUGAGACUUGAAACAGUACACGGGAGUGUCAUCAGAUGCACGAAUCGGUGAUGGGAAAAUAAACAGCUGGAGAAACCAUGAGCAGA
Gallus gallus (chicken) is the source of this 1651-nucleotide messenger RNA. It is a transcript of the gene TNFRSF13B, whose product is annotated as TNF receptor superfamily member 13B. The record is from RefSeq and is a predicted model, not a curated record. Gene Ontology annotation, cellular component: plasma membrane. Bases 122 to 901 code for a protein of 259 amino acids. Lineage: Eukaryota; Metazoa; Chordata; Aves; Galliformes; Phasianidae. Gene Ontology annotation, molecular function: protein binding. The transcript is spliced from 5 exons.